GAAGUAAGAAAAAGACCAAAGCAGGUGGCUUUCUGUCUGGUGAAUUUGGCUCGACCCUGAAAAUAACACCAACCAACAAACUCUAAAGCCCUCCUCCCUCCUCCUCUCGCUCAAUACUCUAAACCCUAAACCCACCAUCAAUGGCCGACCCAAGCUCCGCCGCUGGCGACGGCGAUUCCAAGGACAAUUCAGUCGCCAAGACUGCUGGAUUGGUGGUCUUCUCGGGCAUCGCCAUCAGCAUUCUCAAAACGUUAAACCCUUUUAACAAAAAAGGAAAUGAAGAAACUCCUCGACACAGUGAGUCAACUCAGCCCAUUCAGCUGACUUCUUCGCAGCCUCAGCCUCAGCCUCAGCCUCAGCCUCUCCCUCCCCAACAACAACCCAUUCUCAAGGAACCACACCCUCCUCUGCCCAAAACCAUUACGAGCAUGGACCAAAAUGUGCCAGACACACCGAAGUCGUCGCAUAAGACAAUAGAGAUUGAGAAAGGAGAUACACUUUGGGGGCUCUCUAGAGAAUAUGGGGUAUCCAUUGAUGCGAUCAAAGAGGCUAAUGGUCUUACAGGGGAUACAAUCUAUGCUGGCAAGAAGCUUAUCAUUCCAUGAAUACGCUCCGUUUGUGUUGUUUUCGCAUAACUCAGUUUCCCUUGCAAUUUCGAGUCUCUUCACCUAAACGCAAAGAGCGGUCAUAGCCUUGUAGUUUCG
Messenger RNA from Prunus avium (sweet cherry), 704 nucleotides. Lineage: Eukaryota; Viridiplantae; Streptophyta; Magnoliopsida; Rosales; Rosaceae. The record is from RefSeq and is a predicted model, not a curated record.